AUCUGCUAUCUAUGCUUUUCUGCACUGGAGCAUCCUGCCUUGAGGAAAGGCUUUUCUAUACAAUUCGUUGGGAGGGAUUCGUUGGGAGGAAAAUAAAAAGGAAUAGCAAGCAAAGACUAGGAGAGCUGCAGCAUGAAAUCUAUCCCUGCUUGCUACUUGCUUUCUCUUUUGCUGCCUGCGAUGGUUUUCAGCACUAGACAGGGCUAUGAUGACCUGGAAAAGCAACUUAAAGAGGUUUUUAUGGAGAGAAGUAGCAUUCUUCGGCAGCUUUCCAAAACAUCCAAAGAACUGGACGGCCUCAAAGGAAAUCUCCAGUCUAUGAAAACCAAUGAAGCAUCAUCCAAAAGUGAUGUACAAAAGCUUCUAGAAAUAGAAGAAAAGCAGAGAGAAGAAAUGAAAUCUCUCCAGGAAGCGUUCACAAAGCAACUUAAUGAGGCUUCUGAAAAGGCUGAGAAGCAGCAGGCCACUAUCAACUUCCUAAAAACUGAAAUGGAACGGAAAAGUAAAAUGAUCAGAGAUCUACAGAAUGAGAAUAAAAGCCUGAAGAACAAACUACUAUCUGGAAACAAACUUUGUGGUCUCCGUGCUGAAGAAUCAAAACGCAUACAGGCCCAGCUUAAAGAGCUUCGGUAUGGCAAGAAAGAUUUAGUUUCUAAGGGGUAUUAUGGUACGACCUACAUAGAAAAGGCUGCAUGGGCAGGUGAGACAAUAUUCUACAUGGUCGGACGAACAGCAGUGGAAGUCAUUACUCGGGCACAACAACUAACAGACCUUGAGCAAAAGUUAACUGUGGCAAAAAAAGAAAUGGAAAUAGCCUCACUGGACAAUGAAUCACAGUUAAAAGCCUUGAAAGAGACAGUUCAGCUUUGUCUAACGUCGGUUUUACACAAUCAGCCACCCGCUGUAAACAUCAUCUCAUCAAAGCCCAGAGAGAGAUCGACAUCCUCAAGAGGGACACUGGAAACAUCCUACACAGAGAGUCAUACAAUUGCACCUGUAAAUACAACAUCAAGUCCCAAUGAACUGACAAAUAAAGAAUUCCAACAAGAUAAGAACUGUGACUCUCGCAAUGUAAGCAUAUGCCACGUUGCCACAAAUUCCCAACCGUAGCUACAUUUUUGUUGUAUAUCUAGACCCUACUGUUUUAUAGCUUAGCUAUGAAAUCUUUCUAUGAACAUCUAACUGUUUUGGGCAAACGGUAUUUUUGUUGGCUUUCUGUACCAAUUUUAUACCCUAAACUGGUUGUAAAUGAUAACACAGAUGUAAGCACUCUUUAGGGUUACAGUUGUACAGCCUUGUGUUCAAAGUUCUUUUUGUACAAAAUAAUUGACAUGGGCUACAUAGGAGUUAUACAUAUUUUGCACUUUAGUUUUUGAUCACCUUCCCUUUCAAUACCAAAUUUAGCUUGCUUACAGCUUACGUUUCUCUUGAAACAGAUGUAGUUCCUUCCUUAAUAUCGGAGUGCAUGGCACAACUCCCAUCUUUGUUUCCUGAUUGGCUGUCCCAGUUUCUUGUCAUCGGGGGUAGAACUUAAAAAACAAGGAAUACAGGAAUUUUAGUACUAGCACCAAAGAGGCAGUUGGCAGGAAAUUGCACUAAUUUUAGGAGACAUUUCAGCUGAGAGCAAUUUUUAAACACAUUAGACAUUAUAGGCAUUAUGUAUUAUUUAGCAGUCUGUUAAAUCAUCUUUAUCUAUUUUUUUAAUAUACUAAAAUUGUUGUAUUUGUAAUAUUAAAUCUUCAGUAGCAGUUUCCAGAGUCAUGAUAUGUUUGUAACUGAUGGAAAAUAUUGCAUGGAUGCACAAAAAGAUUAUGUUGUAACUGAUGUUUACACAUUUUAAACCUAAGGCCCGUACACACGAUCCAAUUUUAUGGCCAUAAUUGUCUGAUGGACGUGUUGUGUCGAAUAAUCAGACC
This is a messenger RNA of Rana temporaria (common frog), 1916 nucleotides long. It is a transcript of the gene LUZP2, whose product is annotated as leucine zipper protein 2. The transcript has 11 exons. Lineage: Eukaryota; Metazoa; Chordata; Amphibia; Anura; Ranidae. The record is from RefSeq and is a predicted model, not a curated record. Bases 133 to 1110 code for a protein of 325 amino acids.